Messenger RNA from Phalaenopsis equestris, 2016 nucleotides. Its product is annotated as histone deacetylase 19. The transcript has 7 exons. The record is from RefSeq and is a predicted model, not a curated record. Lineage: Eukaryota; Viridiplantae; Streptophyta; Magnoliopsida; Asparagales; Orchidaceae. Bases 138 to 1667 code for a protein of 509 amino acids. Gene Ontology annotation, molecular function: histone deacetylase activity.
AUGUGGCUGACUCAAUAGCCUCUUUUUAGGGUUUCAGACUCGAGGAAGUUACAUCGAUUCGGCACUCGCAAAUAUAAGAAAAGUUCUCAGAGAAUAAACUCAUCUUCUUCUCCGGAGUUGUUUUCGUUAACACCGGUAUGGACGGCGGCGGGAACUCGCUCGCAUCUGGGCCGGACGGGACGAAGCGCAAGGUCUGCUACUUCUACGAUUCCGAGGUCGGGAACUACUAUUACGGACAAGGCCAUCCGAUGAAGCCGCAUCGUAUCCGCAUGACCCACGCUCUGCUAGCGCACUAUGAUCUCUUACAUCACAUGCAGGUCUACAAACCUAACCCUGCUCGGGAACGCGAUCUAUGUCGCUUUCACGCAGACGACUAUGUUUCCUUCCUCCGUUCAAUCACGCCGGAGACGCAGCAGGAUCAAAUCCGAGCCCUUAAGCGAUUCAAUGUCGGUGAGGAUUGUCCUGUUUUUGAUGGUUUGUACAGUUUUUGUCAGACGUAUGCCGGGGGUUCGGUUGGAGGUGCUGUGAAACUCAACCACGGGCAUGAUAUUGCGAUCAAUUGGGCGGGAGGUCUUCACCAUGCGAAGAAGUGCGAGGCGUCGGGGUUUUGCUACGUGAAUGAUAUAGUAUUGGCGAUUCUCGAGCUCCUGAAAAAGCACGAGCGUGUUCUGUACGUUGACAUCGAUAUCCAUCACGGAGAUGGUGUGGAGGAGGCCUUCUAUACAACUGAUAGAGUAAUGACUGUUUCAUUUCAUAAAUUUGGGGACUACUUUCCCGGAACAGGAGAUAUACGUGAUAUUGGGCACGGGAAAGGGAAGUAUUAUUCUCUUAAUGUGCCGCUCGAUGAUGGAAUUGAUGAUGAGAGUUAUCACUCACUAUUUAAACCUAUCAUGGGAAAAGUGAUGGAGCUUUUCAGUCCCGGUGCCGUAGUUCUUCAGUGCGGUGCGGACUCAUUAUCAGGAGAUAGACUCGGCUGUUUUAAUCUUUCCAUAAAAGGGCAUGCUGAAUGUGUGAGAUAUAUGAGAUCUUUUAAUGUGCCUCUUUUGUUACUUGGUGGCGGUGGAUACACGAUUAGGAAUGUUGCUCGUUGUUGGUGCUAUGAGACAGGGGUUGCUCUUGGUGUUGAAGUUGAUGACAAGAUGCCUGUACAUGAAUAUUAUGAAUAUUUUGGUCCAGAUUACACUCUUCAUGUUGCACCAAGUAACAUGGAGAACAAAAAUUCGAGGCCAAUGCUGGAUGAAAUACGAACACAACUUCUCAGCCAUCUUGGCAAAAUCCGGCAUGUUCCGAGUGCCCAGUUUCAAGAACGCCCUCCAGAUACAGAGUUCCCUGAGCCCGAUGAAGAUCAGUAUGAUCCAGAUGAAAGGAAUGAUCCAGAUUCGUAUAUGGAUGUGGAUGAUAUGAGGCAUCUUGAUGAAACACCUCGAAAAUUUGUUUCAAAUAAUAUCCAGAGUGUCAAAAUAAAAAGGGAAAAUUUUGAAAAUGAAUCAAACGAUCAGGAUGCUUACAGAACUGCCUCAGAACAUGCCAAGGGUGCUGACCCAAUGGCUGAGGAUGUGCCAUUGUUGAAGGUGUUUGAUAAGGCCUCAAUGGUGAUUGAUCAUGAUCCAUUAAAGAUGGAGCAUGAAAACCAAUUUGGUCCGGCUUUGAUGCAUCCAAAGCCUUAGGGGCUGUUUGGUAAUAUUUUUUUUAAUAGGAUUUGCGUUGGAUUUAUGAAUUUAGUGCCAAAUAGUUAAAUUUAGGCAUGUUAAAUCUGGCAACGAUUAAAUCCAAAUUUCUUCUCAUUUUCGUCCUUAAAUCCGGAUUUACUAAAUCUAGUAGUUCGAUGGAAUUUACAAGAUUUAGUAAAUCCCGUUCAACUUAAAUCCUUAGCAGCCAAACAGCCCUUUGGUUUUGCUUCCACAUGGUUGUAUACUCGUGUCUUCAGCGCAUUUGUAUAUUUCACUAUAUAUGAGUUGUAUUUAUUUUGAUGUAAUGAUAUUCUGAAACUAUGGGAAAUACAAAAUUCAGUCUAAA